This is a messenger RNA of Danio rerio (zebrafish), 2944 nucleotides long. It is a transcript of the gene cdh12a, whose product is annotated as cadherin 12a. Lineage: Eukaryota; Metazoa; Chordata; Actinopteri; Cypriniformes; Danionidae. Gene Ontology annotation, biological process: morphogenesis of an epithelium; homophilic cell-cell adhesion; cell-cell adhesion. The record is from RefSeq and is marked provisional. Gene Ontology annotation, cellular component: membrane; cell-cell junction; plasma membrane. Gene Ontology annotation, molecular function: calcium ion binding.
GAGAGCAUCCGUCCUGAGCACACAUGAGCAGCCAGACUCUCUCUCUCUAUCUCUCUCUCUCUCUCUCUCGUUUUCUGUCCCCUUGACACUGCAGGGGUGAAUACUGAAUUCAGCAAGCGCUUUGCUCUCCCCCUCAUUCUGUUUUCACAGAGCUCUGCACAAUGCUCAGAUGAGAGAGAGAGAGACAGUGUGUUAGAGAGAGAAAGGGCAAGUUAAAGAGAGCCAAAGAGAGAGAGCGAGAGGGCGAGCGCAUUACAGAGAGUGAUUGAGAAGAGGACCGCAUGUGUGUGAGAGACCCGAGAGUUUAUUGCAAUAGCGACUGGAGGUCUGGAUUACAUCGCUUUAAUCCUCGGGAGACUUUGUGGGACGUUUGAAUGGUGGUUCAUUGAAAUCUCCGGCGCCCCAGGAAUUCCAUGGAUGCUAGUUGUUUCAUGCCGCCGAGGCUUUGUGGAGUUCUUCAUUUCGGAUUCGCCUCUCCUUUGCGGUCACCAUAAAAGUCAGCCGUGUCCGUCAAAGGACUUCGCACCUAAAGAUUGUUCCAAUGCUAAUGGGGAACUGCCUGCUGCUGUUCCUCUGGUGCCUCUUGGAAAAAAGCUUUGUUUCUUCCCUGCACUCUUCAUCCCAGAGCAGGAUGGGGAAGGAGCAGCACAGGAACCUGAUGGCACAUAGAAAGCAUGGCGUGAUGGGAGUUCACAGAGUCAAGAGAGGAUGGGUGUGGAACCAGUUCUUUGUUCUGGAGGAAUACAUGGGAUCUGAUCCGCAGUAUGUAGGAAAGCUCCACUCUGACAUGGAUAAAGGAGAUAGUAUGGUGAAAUACACACUCUCAGGUGAAGGAGUUGGCUCUAUUUUCACCAUCGAGCCAAGUACCGGAGACAUCCAUGCCUUAAGGAGUCUGGACAGAGAAGAGAAGCCUUAUUACACACUGAGAGCGCAGGCUGUGGACAUGCUGACGGGCAGACCAUUAGAGCCUGAGUCGGAGUUUAUUAUCAAAGUCCAGGACAUCAAUGACAAUGAGCCAAGAUUUCUGGAGGGCCCAUAUUCGGCCAGCGUCCCAGAGAUGUCACCCGUUGGCACAUAUGUGACACAAAUAACCGCCACUGACGCUGAUGACCCUACUUAUGGAAACAGUGCACGGAUUGUGUACAGCAUCCUUCAUGGGCAGCCCUACUUCUCUGUUGACCCCAAGACAGGGGUCAUAAGAGUUGCCUUACCCAACAUGGACAGGGAAGUUAAAGAAACCUACCAGGUGGUCAUCCAGGCCAAAGACAUGGGCGGUCAACUUGGGGGUUUAGCAGGAACCACCACCAUCAAUAUCACUCUCCGAGACGUCAAUGACAACCCGCCACGCUUUUCUAAAAGUAUUUUUCACCUGCGUGUUCCUGAAUCAUCACCGGUGGGCUCGUCGGUGGGAAGGGUCAAAGCUCAUGAUCUGGACACUGGCAAAAACGCUGAAGUGGAAUAUAGCAUUCUGCCUGGUGACGGAGGAUCCAUGUUUGAUAUUUACAGCAAUAAGGACACUCAAGAGGGAACUGUCAUACUGAAAAAGCGUCUGGACUUUGAGACCAGAAAGGCCUACACCUUUAAAGUGGAAGCUUCAAACGCAGUUCUUGAUCAUCGAUUCUUACAUUUGGGACCUUUUAAGGACACUGCCAUGGUGAAAGUCAAUGUUCUGGAUGUGGAAGAGCCUCCUGUCUUCAGCCGGCUGUAUUACAACAUGGAGACGUAUGAAGACACACCGGUGGGCAUCAUUGUUGGUGCUGUCAAUGCUGAAGACCUGGAUGUAAGCAACAGUCCUGUUAGAUAUUCUGUUGAAUGGAGAAAGGAUGCCGAAAACCACUUUGCAAUCGACCCUGUUGAAGGAACUCUGUCUAUCAGUGAAGCCCUGGACCGUGAGAGAAAUGCUGAACACAACGUCACUGUUGUAGCAACAAAAGUUAACAAUCCCCAGCUGUCCAGCAAAGUUACAGUCACUAUCAAGGUGCUGGAUGUCAACGAGUUUCCUCCAGAACUUGCCUUUGUGUACGAAACGUUUGUUUGUGAAAACGCGAAAGCAGGACAGGUGAUUCAGAUCCUCAGUGCCACAGACAAAGACGUGCCUGCUGUUGAGCACCGCUUCUACUUCAAAUCUUCACAGACCAGGAACAGAAACUUUACCAUCAGGGACUAUGGAAACAACACAGCUGGAGUGGUAACCAGACGAGGGGGUUUUCGGCGACUGGAGCAGAGCAUGUACUUAGUGCCAGUGGUGGUGGAGGAUGGAGGGUAUCCCAUCAGAAGCAGCACUGGAACAGUGUCGGUGAGGGUGUGUUCCUGCGACGCUGAUGGAUCCCUGCUAUCCUGCAAUGCGGAGGCCGUCUUCUUCCCCAUGGGACUCAGCACUGGAGCUCUGAUGGCCAUACUGCUGUGCAUUGUCAUUCUGCUGGUGAUGGUGGUGCUCUAUAUGGGCCUGAGAAGACACAAGAAGAAGGACACUCUGAUGUCGUCUAAAGAGGACGUCAGGGACAAUGUGAUCCACUAUGAUGAUGAGGGGGGCGGGGAAGAGGACACCCAGGCCUUCGACAUAGGUACGUUACGCAAUCCCAAAGGCAUCAAAGAGACGGGGCCGCUGCAGAAAAUAAGAUCAGAGGACAAGGCCGAUCAGGCUAGCGCGGCCGAGGACAGCGAGGACAUCCGAGCUUACAUCCAUCAUUGUCUUUUGGAGAGCUCCACACCUCCGUAUGACUCCCUGGUCACAUAUGCAUAUGAAGGAGACGGUUCGGUGGCCGAAUCACUUAGUUCUAUUGAAUCUUGGGUGCUCGAGCCCAAGGAGGAUUACAGAAAUCUGUGUGACUGGGGUCCUCGCUUCAAAACACUGGCUGGGAUAUUUAAAGAGCAUGAGGGUAAGGAAAAGGAGAAAGUGGAAAAUGAAGCACACGCUGAGGCACUACAGGACAGGCUGGACUGA